Molecule: messenger RNA, 576 nt
Organism: Rhizoctonia solani
Lineage: Eukaryota; Fungi; Basidiomycota; Agaricomycetes; Cantharellales; Ceratobasidiaceae
Exons: 1
Coding region: 1-576 (191 amino acids)
Source: RefSeq, a predicted model, not a curated record
AUGCCUGGUUUGGGCGCAAUGGGAGAGACUAGCCUGACUCCCUCCCAAAUCCAAUCGGGGUGGUCCGCCCCAUCUUCUUGUACUCAUACUCCUGCCCCUGCGGCUGUGCCGCCACAUGUAUAUUCCCCUAUGUCCUUUGAUCAGAUGUCAGAUUGCGAGCUCCUUGAUAUGGUUGCACAGAAUAUGAUUAUUUUAAAAAAAGAAUUCUUGCAACUACAAGGGGCUUAUGAAGCCCAAAGUGACCAAAUAUCACUAUUAAGGGCAGAACUUGAGGAACAUUGCAAUCAAUUGCAAAAUCAACAUAUUUUUUACUCAAACCAAAUUCAAGGAGCGGCUGCUUCCAUCCAGGCUGUGCAAGAUCAGCUUCUUCAUCAAUCUUCCUCUCGAUCCACAGCUCCACCCCCACCGCCUCCACCUCCUGGCACUGCCACCUUGAUCAACCCGCCACCUGCCCCUAUGUCUUCUAAUUCCGAUUUAAAAUUUGCCAAACCAAACAAGUUCAGCGGCAAAAAAGAAGACGCCCUCAAUUUUAUCAUUGCCUGCCAGGCUUACAUAAGGGCCAAAGGAGCAAAUUGA